AUCAAGUGAGCUGUUACAAAGUAAGGACAGAUAACUCCAACAAAAUCCCCCAGAGAAAACAUUGUGGCUUCGCGUGGACACUGUAGUAAAACUAAUGAGGAAGGAUGUCAGAAAGUGCCGAUAGAUUCGUUUCUGUUGACUAUGAAAUAUAUGGAAAUGUACAAGGUGUAUUUUUCAGACAGCAUACAUUUGAAAGAGCUCGUAAAGUUGGAGCAGUGGGAUGGGUGAUGAACACUGCCAAGGGAACUGUCAAAGGCACGGUACAGGGCACACAGAAACAGGUGGCAAACAUGAGGCAUUUUCUUACACAUGAAGGCAGUCCUUUGUCUAGGAUAACCAAGUAUGAAUUCACAAAUGACAGAGAGUUAGUUAAGUUGGAGUACAAUCGGUUUUCAAUCACGGCAGGAGACUGGUGACCAGAUAUAAAAUUGUUUCCUUUCACGUGUGCUGUGUACUCGGACUUACCCAGUUGAGGAUCCGUAAAGGCAUCAAUGGCUUGUCAUCAAUGUUGAAAACAUGUGCAACAGUCUAUCAGAGAUUAUAGAACUAGCCCUGGAUUUCUCCAAAAAGAAAAGAAAAAAGCUGUUGAAGUUUCUUUGGCGAUCAUUGUUUCUCAGCAGUUUUAAUUUUGCCUGGACUAUCUUUUUAAAAUCUGACAUAAUUUAAAAGUAAUAUUUUUGUCACCCUGGUAAAAAUGCUAGCUGCUUUACAUACUGACUCGGCUACAGAGUAUUUCUCUUUAGCUCAUUUGGUAGUGUGUAAGACUUGUAAACCAGAGGUCCAGGGCUCGACUCUUAGUGGAGGCAUUGAGCAAUUGUAUGACCUCUGUGAAAUUAUGAUCUUUUUAUGAUCCUUUUUUACCAAUUUCACAGUUAUUUUUCACCAAAAUUACAUCAAUUUGUGAAAAUAGUAUGAGAAUGUAGGAAACAUCCCGUCUCAUACAUCGGGAUAAAUUUUGCAUGUAAUGUUUAAAUCUGAGACAUGUAAAAGCAGUUUUAGUCUUUUAAUGCAUUGGCCUCUCAAGAAAACUUUUACUGUAGAAACAAAAUCAUCUUUGAUAACAUUUAGUCUUGAGAUUUAAGCACUUUGUCUAAUUUUGCAGAACAAUGUAAACAUUUAAAAAAAAAAUUGAAUUAGAUCCUUAAUAGUCAAGAUAUUUUUGUUUUUAGCAGAAUUAGCAUUUUUUUUUUGACUAAUGAAAAAGGAAAAGUCACUGACAUAGAACUAAUGAAGAUGGUAUGAUGCAGCGUGCCAAAAUCUCUUAUUUGGACUAGUGAAAUAGGAAAAGUUACUCUGAUUGCAUCUGGAAGGCAUGUUUUCUAGAUUAUCAGAGUCAGGAAGUCGGCAUGCACUAUAUACCAGUAAAAAUGAAAAAAAAUAUUGUUACAAAGUUGUUGAGAGUUUUAUGAUCUUGACGAUGAUGAGUCUUUCACGUGCUAUGUUGUUCUCCGCACUACUUUACGGUAGCCAUGUUUACUGCCAGUGUAGGUGUGUUAGUUUAUAUAUCCCUUUGUGUGCAAUGUUUACACUCACAUAUUAAUAAUGGUUGUUAUAUUAUCAUUGUUUUUAUAUUUGUAAUAAAAGGAUUUAUCAUUA
This is a messenger RNA of Mizuhopecten yessoensis (Yesso scallop), 1596 nucleotides long. RefSeq names its product acylphosphatase-2-like. The record is from RefSeq and is a predicted model, not a curated record. NCBI's taxonomy places the organism in Eukaryota, Metazoa, Mollusca, Bivalvia, Pectinida, Pectinidae. Gene Ontology annotation, molecular function: acylphosphatase activity. The transcript has 4 exons. The coding region runs from base 105 to 416 and encodes 103 amino acids.